AUGGAAAGCUUACGUAAUGCAUUAUCUGCCCAGAACGCGUAUCGGCCAGCGACGAGUAGCUCCUCCGCCUUCCAGGCGUCCCUGUACGUUCCGCCGUCUCUGCCUGCGUCCCCGUUCCCGAGCCCGCGCGCGGCCGGCUCCGGACCAAUCGCGCCCGUGGCGCCCAAGGCGAGGCCCCUCACCGCCGCUGUUCGUGGCGGCGAGGCAUCGGCCGAAGAUGUGGGAGGCAACAAACCAGCAGGCGGCGUGGAUCCGCCGAGGCCUUUGAUCUCUUCAGGAGAGGCCCCGGCGUAUAGAGAAACAAAGCAACAGGCGUCACUCCUUUUCGGCGAAGGCCAAUCGCCAGCAUUCGAAGGACACGAUCGCAUUCUGGAGGUUCUAUCCAAGCGGCUCGAACAGCACGAGCGCUUGAUAAACACGCAAAUGCGCCGCAUUCAGGAGCUCGAGGGACAGCUCCUUUCUUGGAAGCAAGCACGUUUGGAUACAUGUGAGGAGUCGGACCUCAUGUCUCCGUCUUCCCCUGGUGCGUCGGCUGUGACCUGUCUGGAAUCGUCUUCGUCUCGCUCGUCCCCUGGCUGUCCUCCCUGCCACUCUCCACUGUCGGCGCCUUCUCCGUCGCCUUCGCUCUCCUCCGUUUCUGCUCUUGCUUCUGCGAGGCCUGAUUCUCGUGCGCCAGGUGCUUCGUCUUCACUCGGGCGGCCCACAACUGCUCAGGCGCAAGAGAAAAGGGAGACUGUCCUCCGCGAGCGCUCGCUCCCCUCGACUCCCGUGUGGCGGUUUUUAGCUUUUUCCUCUGUCCUUCUUCAACUGGUGUCUGUCGCCUCUGUUCCGGCGGUGCGGACCUUUUUCCAGCGGCUUCGGCUUUGGUUUUCUCGAAAAGCGAGCGAAGGGCGAGCGGCCGGCGACGCCUCACAGACUGUGAGCCCUACACAGGCGACGCCUAUCACCUCUGCUGGAGACUGCGGCGACGCAAAUGUCGCCGUGGCGGUGGCAAGCGAAGGUCAACAAAAGAGAUGCUGCGAAAGACACUUGGGGGGAGACAGCCCCAGAGACAGCGAGUGCCGGACAAUCGAACACGACGCAGCGGUCCGUAGGUCGCCCCAACACGCGCCUUUCUCUUCCGGAGGACAGGGAGCGAGACCGGACGGAAGAUGGGGCUCGGGGCAACGAGGCCGGUCACGUCUUGACCAGGAGACGAGCCAAGCCCCGGUAGGAACCACGCGUGGCCGCGGACCCUCUUCCGCCUCUCAAACAGCGAGACACGGAAGCCAAGAGCAACUCCCCGUGAGCGUCAGUGGAGUCGGCGUCAUUGACCAGAUUCUGAACGAUGAGCGGGUGGCGACGCUUCUCUCAGACCGAAUGUGCCGCAUGCGAGGUGCGGCUCUGAAACUCAUGCAGAUGGUCAGCAUGAUUGAGGGUUCCCUGCCUCCCGUUCUGACGGAAGCGCUGAAGAAAACGAGGGACAGCGCAGAUAUUAUGCCUGAGAAACAACUGCUCCAGACGCUCCGGGAAGAGCUAGGCGCCAAUUGGCAAGAUCAUUUUGCUGCCUUUUCGCUCCGUCCCUUCGCUGCGGCGUCUAUCGGACAGGUCCACCGCGCCACACUCCGUGACGGCCAAGAAGUGGCUGUCAAAGUUCAGUUUCCAGGUGUCGCCUCGUCAAUCGCGUCGGACUUGAGGAACCUGAAAGCUUUGGUGCAGUGGACGCGUUUGCUUCCUCGCUCGCUCUUCCUCGACGUUCUCUGCGACGAGAUGAGAGCGGAGCUGCUUGCGGAGUGCGACUACGGCAACGAGUUGGCCUUCUACAGACACUUCCGAGAGCUCCUUCACCGCGACUUUGCGCAUGCGUUCUACGUCCCUCGGGUCUUUCCUGACUGCUCCACCAAGAGGAUCCUCGUGACAGAGUUCAUCCGGGGGCUUUCUCUGGAGCAAGUUGGCCAGCAAAUGCCCCAGCACGUGCGAGACAGCAUUUCCGAGAGGCUUGUUCGCCUGGUUCUCGCAGAGAUCUUCCUCUACCGCCUCAUGAACACCGACCCGAAUCCGUCGAACUUCUUCUACCUCCCGGACUCCGACUCUGUCGCGCUCAUCGACUUUGGCGCCGGACGCACGUACGACCCUCAGUUUAUCGACAAAUACCUGCAACUCCUGCAUGCGGCGGUUGAGGAGAGAGCAGAAGUCGUGAGGCGCCUGGCUGGGGAGCUCGGCUUCUUCGGCCGCAGCUCGACCGCGGAAUUCCUGCAUGCGCAAGGCAACGUGUUUCUCGCCUUUGCACUCUGUUUCCGGCCCCCAAAGGUUUUCGCGGAGACGGUCACGGCUUACAGAGCCCCUGACGGAGGCCCGUUCCGCCCCGCCGCGUCUCUCGACACCGAGAAGGCCUGA
This is a messenger RNA of Neospora caninum, 2376 nucleotides long. Its product is annotated as putative ABC1 domain-containing protein. The record is from RefSeq and is a predicted model, not a curated record. Lineage: Eukaryota; Apicomplexa; Conoidasida; Eucoccidiorida; Sarcocystidae. The coding region runs from base 1 to 2376 and encodes 791 amino acids. The transcript is spliced from 13 exons. Gene Ontology annotation, molecular function: kinase activity. Gene Ontology annotation, biological process: ubiquinone biosynthetic process.